AUGGAAGACUCGUCAUCUGACUCUUCAAAGUCGAAAAGCUCAUUGAAUCAAUCAUCCCCACCUAGUCCAAAAGAUGAUAGUUCAUCUGAUUCAGAAAAAUCCUCAGAAAAUCAGCAACCUCAACAAAGAGUUCCGUUAAAUCAAGUUAGAGGCUCCAUAAUUGAACAAUUAGAACAACCAUUCCUUAUUGCUACAGUUGAAUCAUCUUCAGUCCACUCAAUGAGAGCGCAUUUUAACGAAUCAAAAUUAAAAAACUCAAUAUCAAGUAGAAAUCGAUCUUAUGAAGAUUUUAAGAAAGCCAUUAAGCCAUUAUGUACUCGUCAAAGUGAAUUUGAACAAGAUAUAUUCGACAGAAUUACAUAUUAUAUAAGAACUUUAUUUAAUUCAUCAAUAUUAAAUCAAAUUGCAUCAUCAGAUCCUGCUCACUAUGAAGACUUGUUUAAUAGCUUUCCAGAAGAUACAAAACUCGAUAUUACAACACUUAUUGAUUUAAUGGAAGAUAAUCCACAAAGCUGUGGUUUAAUAAGAUGGGUAUCACAAAACCUUUGUCAAGUUCCAAUUAUACAAGAUUUUCAAUCACCAGAUGGCGUUAAAUGCAUGAUUAGCGGAGUUAGACGCGAUUUCUGGGGAAGACACAAAAAGAUAUAUUGGGCGGUCUUAUACAACGAUAAUAUGGUCAGAAUAUUCCGUGCAUCAGAUAAUAAACUCUACACAGAAUUCAAAUGCGAUAUUAUUUGGCUCAGCCGCAGCAAAAAGACAAUUAAAUUCAGCUCAACGCCUUCCAAGAUCGAUUUCAUGCUUGUUCCACCUCCAGGAUACGAUACAGAGCUCUGGGAAACUCAUGCUCUCAGAUCUGACAAUAUUCCUUACUAUUCAUCAUUCCCAUACUUCCAGAGGCCUCUUCCCGAGCGAAUUUUCGACAAAGACAAGCGCGCAAUCGAAAUGCACGACAUGUUAAUCAUAAGAGCCCUUCUCCGCAAAGAAGUAAUCAAAGCAGUAGAUUCCAAGAAGAUAAUGAACCUUAUUUUAACAGUUUACAGCUAUUUAUCCAUGAAUAAUGGCCUUUAUUCUUGUUUGGCCAUGAGGGAAGUUUUUGAUAGCGAUAAAAGUGACAGAGAAUUGUUACAAGACGAUUCUUACCUGGCAGUCUUAAUUGAAUUGAUUAUUACUAAUUACUGUCAGGACUACUUCAGAUCCGUGAUCGCUCCAAUGCUCAUGGAUAUCGACAGAGGCCAAAUUUCAUUUAAUGGCUCAUUCAACAUCGAAACGGCCAGUAACCUGAUUGGUGUUGUUAUUAGGACAUUGAACCAGAAUGUAGAUAAGUUUCCACCUCAACUUGCUCACAUUAUGUCAUUAAUGUCUGUAAUUAUGGGAGUUAAGUGGGGAACACAGAAAGGAAGAUAUCUAGGAGGAGCUCUGGUAUUUUUCGAGUGCUUCCUGUUUAAAGUUAUGUCGAAUGGAACUUAUUAUUUCAAAGAUUUCCAUCCGAUCCAUCCUCCUGCUGAAUUUCUUCAGGGAUUCAGCCAAGUCUGCAGGCCAGUGUUUUUAAUGAGAGGCAUUGCAGAGAAUUUCCCUGAUGCUUCUGGAAUGGAAGCUUUGGUUGAGCCUCAUAGAGUGCAGGCAGUUUCUUUCAUUGAACAGGCUUGCAUCCUUAAGCAACAACCAAGCUAUACUAUCAUCCAGAAAGAGCAAUAUAAUGAUGCAAUUAAACAAAUUAUCGAAAUUGCUGCAUCAAGAAACCAUGAUGGAAGUUUCAUGAGAGCGAUUCAAAGAGAAUCCUUAACAACAUUAAGAACACCAAUUGCUGGUAGUGUAAUGCACUUUUUGUAUUGUCUUGCAAAUCAUCAAUGA
Messenger RNA from Trichomonas vaginalis G3, 1851 nucleotides. RefSeq names its product GTPase activation domain, GAP family. The record is from RefSeq and is a predicted model, not a curated record. The transcript has a single exon. NCBI's taxonomy places the organism in Eukaryota, Parabasalia, Trichomonadida, Trichomonadidae. The coding region runs from base 1 to 1851 and encodes 616 amino acids.